Tigriopus californicus is the source of this 4014-nucleotide messenger RNA. RefSeq lists its product as uncharacterized. The transcript is spliced from 6 exons. The record is from RefSeq and is a predicted model, not a curated record. The coding region runs from base 90 to 3998 and encodes 1302 amino acids. Lineage: Eukaryota; Metazoa; Arthropoda; Copepoda; Harpacticoida; Harpacticidae.
AUGAUGAUCGCUAAACAAUCAACUGCCAAGUUCCUUUCAGCUAGAUGAAGCCAAAAUCUUAAGGAUCUCUCUUUAUUCUUUGGGCUGUCAUGAUGGCUUCCUCCGAGGAAACUUUGCAUAACCAAUGGGCAUCCAAACUUCAAUUAACGCAGGGGGACGUGGAUGAAUUGCUGAAGUCCUCCAAGGUGAAGAACCCUCUUGGGUUUCUCGUGUUUUUGGAUAAAGCCAGCCGUCUGAAGAAUGUUGCUGAUUUGAAAACAUCUGAGUGGUUCUCAUUGAAGGAGAGUGUGUUGAAAACAGAGCAAAUCACAAAGGAAGAGAAUCCUAAACUUCAACAAUGCCAGGACCCUGAACUUCAACAACCAUGUUUGCUGAAGUUUUCUUGCGAUAAUUCUUUUGGCCUUCAACAGACCUUCCAGGAAAAUACUUUAAAGGAAACGUUAAGCGUGCCAGUGGAUUUAGGAAAUGGUAAGACGACCAACUCUAUCAUGGAGGGCCGAAACCUGCUUUGGACACGUGAAUUUCACUCCAAACCAAUGUCCGAGUCAAGAUUCAUUCCUCGAGAGUUUUUGGAAAACAUCCAAGAUAUCCCCCAAGAUUUCAAGGCCACGUACAGGAUCGUUAAACAAGUGCUUUCAUCUUGUCAUCUCAUGUUUCGAGCAAAGGCAAAAGGAAAAUCGUCUACAAUUUGCAAGACCACAUUGGAAGAAAAUAUGCAGAGAUUGCAAACUUUGUUGGAUGUUUGGCAGAAUCUCCCAGAAGAUAUGCCAGAUCGAAAUUCCAUUUGGAAGGAAAAAGAUUGGAGAGACACUCUGGUUGCACCUUUGAAGGACCAGAAUCCAAACUCCAUUGCCUGCCGCCUUCAAGAAUUUGUGAAAAACAAUCCCUGUCCAGACCUCCAGUCCUAUCUAGAUGACAUUUAUCGCCAAGAGAUUAAGAAAGGCAAUGAAAGGGCUCGAAAGGACCAAGAAAGACCGAUUGUCCCUGUUCAACCCGGAAUCAAACCCACACCAAAGCAAAAAGAGGGCUUGGUGAAAUACAUCAAUUCUAGCAAGCUCUUUCCUGGCACGUUCUUGGUGGGGCAGCUCUUGGGAUUGCAAGGUCCUCAAAGUGAGCGUUUAGUCCAUAACAAUGGGACGCUAGUGGGGGAUUGCUUCGAGAAAGAUGUCUUUGAGGCUCUUGUGGCUUGGCAAUCCAACCAUCCGGAAGUGGUCACAAUCUUCUGUGGUCUAGAAUUGUUGGGUAGUAAACAGCAUAGCAAUGAAUUUGACUUCCUCAUUGUCCUGGGGGAAGUCAAGAAAGUCAUAUAUGUUGAGUGCAAGUAUACACUUACGAAGGAGAUUGCUGAGAAGAUUAAGAAACAGGCUGAAAACGCGUUCAAUUUCCUCCAAGAAAAGCUCCCUUUGAAGAAAGGUUGGGAGUUCUUGACGUGGGCUUGUUACGAGCACACUAACCUUGCCCCAUCCUCGUGUUGCGCUAGCUGCCAACCUUUCAGGGUGACGGUUUCAAGCUUGGGAUCCACCCUAAACAGGAUUUUGGCAAGGAACAUCAGACAAAAACUAGAUGAAGGAUAUUCAUCCCUGGUUAAGACCUAUCUUUUCUAUGCCUUGGAAAAUAAGCAAACAUUUGAUGGCGAGCAAGUGGCAAAGCAUCAAUUGAAAAUGGUUGAUUGGCCCAAUGAGAAAAUUAUUCUGUGGAAUCUCCACCAAUUGGUGGUGCUUCAAAAUGAUCCUCCCAGAAUGAUUGUGAAGAGCGGAGGUUUAUUUGGAACGGGUAAGACUGAAAUCUUCAAAAUGAAGGUGGCCAAACUGGCCUCUGGUAACCCAGAUAAAAUAGCCUUCCUGGUGGCUUGUCCCGAAAUUGGAGGCCAUGAGCAACUUCUGACCAAAGCACUUCGAUCUCAUUUCCAAAGGGGAAAGUUGGACAAUGUCAAAGUGGGCGAACUCCGACCUGGCCACAAAAUACCUUUUAUUUUGAAGGAGAUGUUUCCCAAUUGUGAGGAUCACAACCAAAUCCACGUGUUCAUAGACGAGGCUUCACAUCAAAACAAGUCUGCCAUUGAUGAGUUCCUCGCCCAGCUGGUUAAAGGUUGCAAUACCGUGAUUUGGAUUGUGGACAAGGAUGAUUCCAUUUUUGUGCCAGUCAAUCAAGGAUUCGUCCUGGAGACUGGCCUUGGACUGAAUUUGAGGAAUUCAGAAGGCGUGCAAAAAACGAUUGAACUCUCAAAUCAUGGGGAAAGUCGCUUUCCAGGAUCAUCAGCCGAGAUCAAUCAUGAGACUUUGGCAAAUGCAAUUCAUAAAGGCUUUUUAGAAGAACCAAGUGUGAAGAAGAUUUUGAUCCUUGUGGGUGAUGCCUCCUGGGACAGCAAAUGGAUGAGCAACGAACAUGGACAUGACAUUAAAUUCUAUGGAUAUUCCUCGGUGUCAGAAAAUUGCUCAGACCAGGAAUUGGAGGAUUUUUUCGACCCGACAAAUGAGAAGCGUCAGAUUCUCAUGACAUCUGAAGAUGUAGCCGAAGGCAUCGAAGCAGAAAUGGUUCUGGUUUGGGAUGUCCAUGAUGCCAAGAGGACCACCAGACAUCGGGCAAGAACAAAGCUCGUCACAGCUUUCAAGAGCUUAAGCGCACAUCCCUUGCUCCAGAGAGAAUCUGAGGCACCUCUUUUUAGACCUGACACUACGCGAGUUUUGGAGCAUUCAGAGUGGCUUGGUGUUCUGGAAGGACAAGGAUUGGUUUGGUACUCUAGACUAAGCCAGAAAGAGAAAUUGCCCGUUCAUUUUUACUCUGAUUACCAAGAGUUCGUGGCCAAACACGGCAAAUGGAUUCGUCAAUAUGGACCAAUUAAAGCGGUAGAACAGUUCCACGUGAUCCAAAGGGAGUCUCCAAACCUAAGCAUCCCCACUUAUCCACUUGUUCUGUGGGUGCAGUUCGAAAAUGAGAGGACCUCGUUCUGCAUUGCAUUGAAAGGCAAGAGUCUCCAUGAAGUAGAUCCAAAGGCCUUGUCCAUCUCAAACUUGAGCACUGUCCAUCGUUGUGAUAUCAACUUGGACAAAACAAUACCGGCAUGGAAGAUAUGGAUCAAUGUUUACAUUGCUGAGAUCAUUUAUUCGAAGGCCCAUAACAUCCCAUGGGACAAUUGGUUUGACUUGAGGCGGCUCUUUAACAUCUGGUUACGAGUUUUUGACGAACUGCAAAGGGACCAGCUCCAAAUCAGCUUUCCGCCACAUGAACUAGCUGUGGAAUUGUUGAGGAACUUUCUUAAUAGCGGAGAUUACAUUGGUGACAUUGUUUCCAUUUUACCUUUGUUCGCCCCUAAUCAAGAAAUUCAUUCUUGGGACCUAAUCCAGAAGCUUUUAGCGUGGUGGCUUCCAAAUUAUGGUGAUUCCUUAGCCAACCAUCUCAUUCGUUGGGAACAUCCCAAUCAACCAACCAAUGAAUUGCACAACUUUGAGGGAGUUCCAAGAUCAACUUUCUGCUAUUGGGAUUUAUCUCCACAUCUCGAGUGUAUCCGGGCAGUGUUUACCCCGAAAAUCCUCCUCCAAUCCCAAGAUGAUGACCCUCUUUCGCCAUUUCAAGCCAAGCUGAUGAUCCAGUUGAAGGAGGAAAUAGCAUCAGAAUACGUUUUUUCUCCCUCAGUGAAGUUGCUGAAGGAGAAGAGACUUCAUUUCCCUUGGAUUUGGUGGAUUUGGAUAAGGGAGAUGACUCUGGUUUGGUCGGAAGUUCUCGAGACGAACUUUCCUCAUGUUGAAAACGAACCUUGGUAUGAUCAGGUAAUGGAAUACCAAAGAACCGCCCAAGAGGAAAUUCGUGUCCUACGAAGCCAACGAGGCUCAGACUCCAUCUUUCUUCAAGUCGAAAAUGAGUCCCCGGUUGUCUUCUUGGAAUUGAAUCCAUCGUAUAGAAAGAUAUUUAACACUCUACCGGAACUGAUGAGGGAUAUCCUUAUAUUUAUUUCAGCACAAUCUUUAAGGACUGUUCCACCAAACAUAGGAAGCAGUUAAUAUACUACACCUAUUU